Messenger RNA from Astyanax mexicanus (Mexican tetra), 2399 nucleotides. It is a transcript of the gene rab19, whose product is annotated as ras-related protein Rab-19. Gene Ontology annotation, molecular function: GTPase activity; GTP binding. The record is from RefSeq and is a predicted model, not a curated record. The transcript is spliced from 5 exons. Bases 165 to 860 code for a protein of 231 amino acids. Lineage: Eukaryota; Metazoa; Chordata; Actinopteri; Characiformes; Acestrorhamphidae. Gene Ontology annotation, cellular component: trans-Golgi network.
UGUGUGUGUGUGUGUGUGGGUGGAUGUGGGUGGAUGAAUAGGAAGAUAUGGGAAGGGGGGCCUUAUACGUCGCUACACCCUCAUAGUCAUAGCUUAUUACAAACACAGUGAAACCCUUCGCUGGACCAGAGGCUCCUAAGUUUGCUUUACAACAUUUACAGGAGAUGCAGUGGUGCAAGUGGGCAGGAAACUGGAAAUCUCGCCUACCAGGACAGUUUACAGGAGCACAGGAAGAGGAUGCCUGCGAUUUCCUCUUUAAAAUUAUCUUCAUUGGAGACAGUGAUGUGGGAAAGACGUGCGUUAUCCACAGCUUCAAAUCUGGAGAGUUCAGAGAUAAACACCAAAACACUAUUGGUGUAGAUUUCACUGUGCAUUCCAUGGACAUAGAUGGAAAGAGAGUGAAGAUGCAGAUAUGGGACACGGCUGGGCAGGAGCGUUUCCGCACCAUCACGCAGAGUUACUACCGCAGUGCUCAUGGGGCCAUGAUUGCUUAUGACCUGACACGUCGCUCCACCUUUGAUUCACUACCUCACUGGAUACAUGCUGUAGAGCAGUAUGGAGCUGCCAAUGUAGUGUUUGUUCUUAUAGGUAAUAAGUGUGACCUGGCUCACCAGCGGCAGGUGCUGUUUGAAGAUGCCUGUACACUGGCAGAGCAGACUGGGUCCCUGGCAGCCCUGGAGACAUCUGCUAAAGAAAAUCACAAUGUACAAGAAGCAUUUGAGCUAAUGGCAAGGGAACUCAUUGUAAGAAGUGGAGGCUUAAUCAAUCCAGAUGACCAGUUUGACUCUCCAAAUAUUCUCUACUCUGACUCUCACUCAAUAGAAGAAGAAGAGCCUUUAAAGAAGCCAUGUGGUUGUUAAAAUAUGUUUCUUUGAGAACAACGACCCUUCCUGGACCUUUUAUCACUUCUGGGAUUGGUAUUCUUCUAGUGUGAGGUUUAACCACAUUAAUACAGAAUGCACUGGGCUAAGAUCAGCACCUAGGACAAGAAACACCUAGGCUAUGUUCAGACUGCCAGCUCAAAUCUGAUUCAGCCUAUCUAGAUUGUAUCCAAAUUCAUAUUUGAUAGACUGUACAGCGAAUCGUUUUCAAACAUUUGAAAUGCAAUUGCAUUCAGAUUCAGAAUUGCAUUCAGAUUCCUCAGUCGGAAUGCUCAAAUCAGAUUUAAUUGUGUCUUUUGCAUCAGUCACAACAAAGAACAACCUCAACAAAUCCAUAGUGACAAAAGUGAGAGGGGGUCUAAGAAAUGAGUCAAAGAUUAGUUACUGAUGCUGACCUUGUAACCACAGCAGCCCAUGCAGAUAUGUUUUUUUAUGUCCAGACAUGCAAAACUGAUCUUUUUGCUUCUAAAUAACAGUGCAGACAGUCAUCUCAACCGUUUUUUAUUUGAGGAAAAAAAAUCCAGUUUGCCUGCAGUCUUAACAUCGCCCUAAAAAUCACUCUACUCACUAACACUAACAUUUAAAGUGUAUAUAGAAAGAAUUCAGUGUUUCAAAUUUCCACACUUUAUUUUACAGCCAAAAUGGAUUCAAUUCAUGUUUCCCCUCAAAAUUCUACAUGAAAAGGUUUUAAUUUAUUAUUAACUUCUUUACAGAAGUUUUACACCUUUGCCAUGAUGCUCAAAAUUGAACACAGGUGCAUCCUGUUUCCACUGAUCAUCCAUCAUUUGUACGUUUCGUUAGAAGGGCAUUUGUCAAAAUGGUGACCAAGAACCCAAGGGCCAUUCUGACAAGAGCUUCAGCAUUGCUCUGUGAAGAGAGGAGAACCUUCCAGGUCUACCAUAUCUGCUGCAUGCCACCAAUUAGGACUGUAUGGUAGAGUGACCAGAUGUAAGCCACUCUUUAGUAAAGACAAAAACAGACACAGGUACCUGAAGGACUAAAGAAAACCAAAUUCUCUGGUUAAAAGCUUUGGCCUAUAUGCCAAGCAUCAUGUCUGAAGAAAACCAGGCACUGUUCAUCUCCUGGCCAAUCCCAUCCCUACAGUAAAGCAUGGUGGUUGCAUGUCCUGCGAAGUAGAAUGGGAGACACUGCCCAAAUAUAGGCGCACCAAGCAUGUAUUACAUACUCAAAAAGACUUGAGGCUGUAAUUUCUGCCAAAGGUGCUUCAACAUUACGCAAAAGAUGUUAAAACUUGUGUACAUAUUUGUGAUUUUUCUGAUGUUGAUUUUUAAUAAAUUAUUAUAGGGUAUUGUGAGUAGAAUUGUGAUGGAAAACAAAUUAAAUCUAUCUUGGAAUUAGGCUGUAACAUAAAAUGUGGAAAAAGUAAAGCGCUGUGAACACUUUCCAGAUGCACUCUAAAAGGAGGCAGGCUAUGACAUGUUACAGUAAGUGUACAGGGAAUCAUGUUUGUGUUUUUAAUGUAUUAACUUAUGAAUUAAAGUAACUACAACUUGUAAA